UUAGCUAGCUAGCUGCUGGGAGGAUGUCAUUGGAGGAGUGGUUGAGUGACCGACUUUUCCCCUCAUUUCAUUUUUCAGUGGCUACAACUAGGGAUGCAUGUAUCAUUUGGUUAGCUAGCAAGAAAUGUGAAUUGACUUAUCCACAGUUAGCAUAUAUCUUAGUUGUCAAUCAAAUGUAUUUGGCAGGCAAGCAAGAUCCCAUUCAGUUGUCAAAAGGUGGAUUGGGACAAGCAUGCAUUGGUAGGCAAGCUGCAGAAGGAAGAGCAGGCUACUAUUCCCCAUCGUUUAUCUGUGCAAUUUUGACGGCCAACUAGCUGAAAAAGUUUCAGAAGGUCUGGGUUCCCUCGUUAGAUUUUAGUUCAUCUCACUCUGGCUAGCAUUAGUUGUUGAUGUGCAUAGGCAACUGAGGGAGAGAGAGCCUACCUGUUCAUGGUUGCUUGAUCUAUAGUACUGUGAAGUUCCUAAAUGUAAGAGGACUCCCGUGGUAUUUACAUACGUAUUUGCAGAAAUACAUUCAGGUGUAUUUUGUGGCUUUUGGCGAAUGUGUUCUAAUGAUCUAAAGUCUCGCUGUUGCUACUGCCUGUAAACAAACACACAGUCCAGUUCAAAGUAAAUGACGGCAGGCCCGUGUGGCAAUUGGCUUAUUUGCAUAUAGGCCAACUAACUCUGAUUGGAAAUUGCGCACCAGUCUGCAUAGAGUCCAGUCCAGGACAAAACAUAUUUGUAUUCAGUUUUAUUUACUGCAGUGUCUAUUAAUCGUCCAAUUGCUCUGCCGUUUUCGCACUAGAUUGCUAUAAAUUUUUCAGAAAUGCCUUAGCAUAUGUCAUUCCCAAACAUUCAAUGAAUUUAUGAAAAUUACCAUAUCUAAGUGCUCGCUUGUCAGAACAUGUAAAAAAAUUGUCAUUCUUCCUGGGGGUUUAUAUUAACAGAUUUUAACAAGAUUUCAUGUUGCUAAAACGCUGUCAGUUCCACUUUAAUGGAGGUGCCAAUUCCAAAGAGGAGAAAAGUGCAGGACAUAAGAUUUUGGGGGAGUGCAGAGGACUACACGCAAUACAGAGAGUGAGAGAGAGCACCAUCCAUGUUGAGGCAAGGAGAGGACGAACAAGUCAUCAGAAAAUGGAGAGUUAUCCUGCGGUUUACGAAGAGCAGAAUGAUUCUACAAAACAACAAGAGAGACAUUACUACUUACUUUCAGAACUACAAACCCUUGUCAAAGAUUUGCCCAGCUCCUUUCAGCAGCGCCUGUCCUACACCACACUGAGUGACCUGGCUCAGGCACUCAUCGAUGGAACAGUGUAUGAUAUAGUACAGGGACUCCUGGACAUCCAGCACCUGACUGAGAGGAAUCUGUACAACCAGAGACAAAAGUUGCACUGUGAGCAUCGAGCACUCAAGCAGGAUUUGGUUCGUAAGCAUAAAGAAGCCCUACAGGUUUGCAAGUCCCACAACCUUGCAGUUAUGAAAGCCAAUCAACAAGGAGAAACUGAGGCUCUGGAGAUUCGAGUGAGAGAGGAGCAAAGGAUGAUGGAUGAGAAGAUUGUGGUGGAGAUGGACCAAAAGGUGAUAGACCAGCAGAACACCUUGGAGAUGGCUGGAGUCCCAGGGUUUUACAUAACCACCAAUCCCCAGGAGCUGACGAUGCAGAUUAACCUGCUUGAACUGAUCCUUAAACUUCAACAGAAAGAGUCCCAGUCAGGAGUUCUGUCAUGAGACAGACACACACACAGACAGGGUCUGAUUGUGUUAAAUAAAGCACUGGAUACUGAAGAGCAUAUCCUAGAGUGGAUAGACACUUCAAAGAGCAUCCUGUCCUCUUGUUAGUGAGCACUUGAGCGGGGCUCAGGGUUCAGGUUCAUGUCCUCAGGAGUUGUGUGUUCCCUUAAAUGCACAUGGAAACCAAGAAGUUGUAUUGCUUUGGGAUUCUAUGUAGAAAUCACUGGUUCUGGAUGGCAAUGGGGCCCUGAUGAGAGUGCAGGAAUUUGAAGAAUCACUGAAGGCUGUAGAUAUGUUUCUAUUUGUGUUCCCACUCACUCACAGAUAAAAAAUGGAAAUAAUUCAUAUUAUUCAUCCAAGUUAUCAUGUUUGUGAUGUCAUGAAAUUAUUAUUUUCCAUUCAUGUUUAUCAACAUUACAUGUUUACCAUGAUUUUGGCCACUGUAAAAUGUGUUCAUGAAAUAAAGUCAAUUUACUUUGA
This is a messenger RNA of Salvelinus fontinalis (brook trout), 2193 nucleotides long. Its product is annotated as protein DGCR6-like. The transcript is spliced from 7 exons. The record is from RefSeq and is a predicted model, not a curated record. Bases 946 to 1710 code for a protein of 254 amino acids. Lineage: Eukaryota; Metazoa; Chordata; Actinopteri; Salmoniformes; Salmonidae.